AGUUUUACGAGCGAAUUAAAUACAAUUUUUUUCCUACAACUGCAGUAUGGAACUACAAAACAUGAAUAGAAAAAGUAUUACAUAAUAAUUAUACUGUCGCUAUCAAGGAACUUGGAUGUCUAUAUUAUGGCUAUAGUGAGGUCCACGUUAUGAUGGUAGUUAACAAAGAUAGGAGAACAGCGUUGUCGAUUUUCUACCUUGGCACUGCCUUCUAUAGAGGAUAUUUGAUCGUGCAUCCGUAUGAAGUAUAUGCAAAAGAAUUGACUGUGUAUGGUGCAGCGUUGAAUAGAUUCACUUCUCAACAAGCUGUGGAUCUGAUUGGUGUUAUGGAUAGCUGGUACCUAGACUACAAUAAUUUGGGUAUAAGGAGCUAUCCGUUGAAAAAUUAUGAGGAAGCAAUCGCAACUCUUAAAAAAGGUGAAAUAUCAAAAGUAGUGUUUGUUUUAGAGGAGAAAUAAGUUCAAUGAUAUUUAAAUUGCAAUUUGAGAAUGAGAAAAGAGAAAUGUGUUACAACUAUGGAAUAAUUGAUCUGGAAACAAUAAAUACAAUAAGUUACUAUUGAACUUUAAUGAGUCAAUUUUAUUAUCAUCAGUGAUUUUUCAUCUCUGUCAAUAUGACUACUAUUUUUUGUUAUUCCCAAUAAUAUAUCACGAAUAACUACGUUGUAAUACGAAUUACUGCGGUUGUUUAAAUACAAAUAAUUAUAAUCUGUAAUAACUUUUCCAUUGUUUUCUGUGUUUUUUUCAUACUAUCUCGAUUCUUUCUCGAUUCUUUCUGUGUUUUUUUCAUACUAUCUCGAUUCUUUCACCAAUAAAAUAAAUUUGACAGGAUUCUCCUUCAAAAUGUAAUGUUUAUAUGGUAUGUGUCAUUAUUAUUUGCAAUUAUCUGUGUCGAUUUUUCCGCGUGGUUGAAUUAUUAUUUUGUAUUCAUAGUGGCUAAUAAACUGUUAGCCACUAUGAACACAAUUCGUAAUAGGUAAUGUUCUAGAGGCACUGUCUAAUUAGAUUUCUGUAAAAUACUCCUCAAUUACAAAAUCUUCAUUGGCUUCCACGCCAAAAAUAAGUUGAUUAAUAUGCGUUCAUAAGCAAUCAAUAACGGUCAGAAGUUAUCGUUACGAAUUCUCUCAAUUAUUAUAAUUAUUUCUCAAGUACUAUAAUCAGUAUAUGCCGUUGAUUCAUUUUUAUCGUCAAUUUGAACUCUCGUCGAUAGCAGUACUUCUCUUCCUCAGAAAAAUCAAGUUCAUUUCAAUCUGAAAACGAUUUGUAUGAACACUGACAAUUCAUUCAGCUAGCUAUCAAUUUUUCUUUCUAAAAAAUUAAUUUGCUAUCUUACAAUGCAAGCCCUACAAUUUGAUCCCACGGAGAAAAAGUUGAGUUUAAUUAAUUCAAAACCAAUUCCUGUUAUAAGUGAACCUGAUGAUGUUGUAGUGAAAAUCGCAUAUUCUGGUGUUUGUGGAACUGACUUGCAUAUCUUUGAGGGUGAAUUUCCUUCAAGCAAAGAGCCGUUCAUCCUUGGUCACGAAUCGUGUGGAACGGUGUCAGCCAUUGGCGAAGGAGUGAACAAUCUGAAGGUGGGAGAUAAAGUAGCUAUCGAUCCUCAAAGUGUUUGCAGUUCUUGUGAGUUUUGCCGGAAAGGAAAACGACAAGUAUGUCCCAACAAUUUGCUCACUGGAAUUUUCUCCGAUGGAGGAUGGGCUGAGUAUUGCAAGGUGCCAGAAAAACAAGUUUACGUUCUCCCUCCUGGAUUAGCCUUGGAGAAGGCAAUGCUUUGCGAGCCACUGUCCUGCAUUUGUCAUGGACUGAAUCGAAUCUCGCCGAUACCCAUUGGCAGUAGAAUACUUGUCAACGGAGCCGGCAUAAUUGGAAAUUUGUUCUGUUCUGCACUGCACUACACUGGGCACAGGAGUGUUUAUGUUUCUGAACCCAAUGCUGCUCGUCAGGAGUUGAAUAAGAAAACUGGAACUGGUUUUGUCGUUGGCAGUCCGGAUUAUAUUGAGAAACAAUGCUCUGAACUAGGAAUCGAUUUGUGCAUUGACUGCAGUGGCAAUGGAAAAGCUGUAGAAUUUGGGAUGAAAUUGCUGAGGAGAGGAGGUAAACUUCUUGUCUUUGGGGUGGCUUCUCCUCAAACUAAAAUAAGGUAUUUGGAUUACAAUAAUUUGGGCAUAAGGAGAUAUCCGUUGGAGAACUAUAAAGAAGCCAUUGAAACUCUGAAGCAGGGUGAAAUAUCAAAAGUAGUGUUUGUUUUAGAUGACAAAUAGUCUCGAAAUUAUUUGAAUUCUAAUUAUGAAUUUAUUUAUUGAUAAGAAUCUAAAAUAAUUUAUAUUUAAUAAGUCACUUUGAAACUCCUAUGCGUUAAAACUCACUGACAAUUCAAAAACAACUUGUGCUAUCAAUCACUGUUUAUUAAUAUCAGAGUUAAAAUUAAUUUUGUUAUG
Nilaparvata lugens (brown planthopper) is the source of this 2434-nucleotide messenger RNA. RefSeq names its product L-threonine 3-dehydrogenase. The transcript is spliced from 8 exons. Gene Ontology annotation, molecular function: zinc ion binding; oxidoreductase activity. NCBI's taxonomy places the organism in Eukaryota, Metazoa, Arthropoda, Insecta, Hemiptera, Delphacidae. The record is from RefSeq and is a predicted model, not a curated record. Bases 1334 to 2257 code for a protein of 307 amino acids.